CUGCCAACUCUUCUAUCUGGGCUCCAUCGACGUGGAAGGCAUGAUGGGCCCCACAGCGGUCCAAUUUGCCAUAGAUACACUCUUUAGGUUGGCAAAUAGCGUGGUUCGCCCAACAGAGGUCAACUUUCGUGUUAGCUCAGAAGGCAUAACCAUGACUGAUGUAUACCGGCGAGUAUUCUUCCGAAGGCACUACACUACCAGCAGUCUUGUAUAUUUUGGCAUGGAUCCGAAGAAGCGAAUGUAA
Messenger RNA from Protopolystoma xenopodis, 244 nucleotides. The record is from the annotation of a GenBank genome assembly. Lineage: Eukaryota; Metazoa; Platyhelminthes; Monogenea; Polystomatidea; Polystomatidae.